UCGUGUAGGUUUGCAACCGAGCAGGGUCCCAUACCAAUUUGGAGACAUGGCGCAUUUCCAGAACCACUACGCCAGCCCGGCGGGCAGUCGGACCGACGAGUAUGGCAACCCGAUCCGUCCGGCGGACGAAUACGGGAACCCAGUUUACCCGGGCACCGGGCACGGCGUCGGGGCGGAGCAUGGCAAGGAGCACCACACUCUAGGCGGCAUGCUCCGUCGCUCGGGAAGCUCCAGCUCUAGCUCUAGCUCCUCCGAGGACGAUGGGCACGGAGGGAGGAGGAAGAAAGGGAUCAAAGAGAAGAUAAAGGAGAAGCUGCCGGGCCGCCAUGACGACACGCCGUCCCACACCACCGCGAGCACCACGCCAACCGGUUACCAUGCCACGGGGGAGCCGCACGAGAAGAAGGGGGUCAUGGACAAGAUCAAGGAGAAGCUCCCCGGCAGUCACCAUCACCACUGAAAUCGGAUUCGACGGGACUCGACGAAGUCCGCGCGGAACCUUAUCGCUUUCGACGAUCGAGUUCGACACAGUAGAGAUACCGAGACUCGUGUAAUAAUGCCCCGUUUGUACAGUACAGUCUGUUCUCGCGAGUAGCUCUCUUCCAUGUGAUCACAUAUGUAAGAGGUUCUGUCUUUAUAUUUAGGUGUCGUAAAGAGAAUGAUGUAUCCUUUCCGUUCGCAUCUGGGUCGAACUUUGUAGUGUAUUUCUAUUUUCUUUA
Eucalyptus grandis is the source of this 719-nucleotide messenger RNA. RefSeq names its product dehydrin Xero 1. Gene Ontology annotation, biological process: response to water. The transcript is spliced from 2 exons. The record is from RefSeq and is a predicted model, not a curated record. Lineage: Eukaryota; Viridiplantae; Streptophyta; Magnoliopsida; Myrtales; Myrtaceae. Bases 47 to 460 code for a protein of 137 amino acids.